AUGACCAUCACCAACGUCGCUCUCAUCGGCGGCACUGGCACGCUCGGCGCGCCCGUCCUCAACGCGCUAAAAUCCUCCGAGUUCGACAUCUUUGUGCUGAACCGCCAAACAUCUAAGUCCGUCUACCCGAAGACCAAAGUCAUCACAGUACCCGAUGAUUUGAAUGUCGAGGAGGUCGCCAAGGCGCUGCGAGAUAACAACAUUGACGCGCUAGUCAUCACCAUCGCUGGAAGCCAUGUCGAAUCGCAGAAGAAGCUCAUCGACGCUGCGUUCAAGGGCGGCGUGAAGCGCGUGAUGCCAGCGGAGUUUGGAAGCUGCGACUCCGCAGACGACAAGACGAACGAGAUUCUUCCGUUGAUGAAGGGGAAGAAGGACGUUCGGGACUACCUGCUCACGUUGGAAGGCAAGGAGCGCGAAGGUGGCAUGGGAAAACUUACAUGGACAAGUCUUGUCACAGGCCACUUCUUCGAUUGGGGAAUGACUUGCGGGCUAUUGAAGUUCGACGUCAAAGCCCGGAAAGCAUUCAUUCUCGACGGCGGCAACAUCAAGUUCUCUGCGUCGAACCUUGACUUCAUCGGCAAGGCUGUCAUCAAGAUCUUGGAGAAGCCAGAUGAGACAGCGAACCGACUUCUCUACGUUCACAGCCAUCAUGUUACGCAACUCGAGGUUCUUGCUGCCCUAGAGAAGGCGACAGGCGAGAAGUUUGAGAGGAUUGAUCAGAAUAGCCAGGAAGAGUUGGACGUUGUCAGACCGAAGAUGUUAAGUGGGGAUGGAGAAGCGAGAGAAGAAGUCGUUGCAGUAUGGGGGGUGGUUGCUGCGGAUUGGAAGGAGAAGGAAGGUUUCGCGAACAAAAUGCUUGGACUGCAAGAGGAAGAUCUCGACCAAGUCCCAGAUACAAAGACGUCUUUAACCACUACUCUUAACACCAACUUCAAAUCCUACUUCAUAUUCCCAUAUCCUUUUGCUGAAAUGCCUCUCUGGGUCUUCUACCAUGCACCCAACACUUUCACGGACCCGGCCACCAAGAAGGCCCUGGCAAAGGUUCUCACAGAUGGCUACGCCUCUGUCGGUCUUCCUAGAAGCUAUGUAGUUGUCCUCUUCCAACCCAUAGAACCCGACUCCUACUACAUCGGCGGCGUAGCUAGGCCGUCGCCAGAUGUGCCUGCCAACAAACCUGGACCCGAUAGCACCCGUCCGUUUAUCAGGAUUAAGAUUGAGCAUUUCGCUAGGCCUGACCCCUCGGAAAAAUCCAAGAAACGCUUCUUACGGUGGGCCGAUGAGACGCUGAAGCCUUUUAUUGCUGAUCAGGGUUACGAUUGGGAGUACAGUGUCGAAGAAGCCGACAGGAGUCAGUGGAAGAUCAAU
This is a messenger RNA of Alternaria burnsii, 1365 nucleotides long. RefSeq lists its product as uncharacterized. Lineage: Eukaryota; Fungi; Ascomycota; Dothideomycetes; Pleosporales; Pleosporaceae. The transcript has 3 exons. The record is from RefSeq and is a predicted model, not a curated record. Gene Ontology annotation, molecular function: oxidoreductase activity. The annotation marks the transcript as partial.